Molecule: messenger RNA, 1400 nt
Organism: Nematolebias whitei (Rio pearlfish)
Lineage: Eukaryota; Metazoa; Chordata; Actinopteri; Cyprinodontiformes; Rivulidae
Product: 5-hydroxytryptamine receptor 3C-like
Exons: 10
Coding region: 1-1368 (455 amino acids)
Biological process (GO): regulation of membrane potential; chemical synaptic transmission; signal transduction
Cellular component (GO): synapse; membrane; neuron projection
Molecular function (GO): extracellular ligand-gated monoatomic ion channel activity; neurotransmitter receptor activity; transmembrane signaling receptor activity
Source: RefSeq, a predicted model, not a curated record
AUGGUCCUCAGUAGGAAAAGGGUCGAUAGUUCUUUCCAGGUUGGGGGUGAGUUGCUGCCUCACGUGAAGGAGAUCAUGUAUCUUGGGGUUUUGUUCACAACACAUACCUGCACUUACCAGAAUGUUUUAAACUUCUUGAACCUGACUAAAAGUAAUGAAAUGUAUACCAUGAGCCGACCGACUUCACAUUACAAAAACGAAACACUGAUUUUUCUAGAUAUGGCCAUCUACGCCAUCCUGGAUGUGAAAGAAUCUGACCAAACUUUCAUAUCCUACAUUUGGAUAGAUAUGGCCUGGGCGAAUCCCCUUCUUGGAUGGAAUGAAAGUAUUUUUUGUGGAAUUUCACAGUUAACGGUUCCGACUGAAGUUUUGUGGAAGCCUGAUCUAACCAUCGAAGAGAUGGUAGAGAAGGACAAAGCUCCACCCAGCCCUUUUCUCAAAGUAUUUAGUAAUGGUUUAGUGGAAUAUAGGAACGACCAAGUUGUGAUCAGCACCUGCAGGAUGCGCGUCUACAGAUUCCCAUUUGACUUCCAGAGCUGCAACAUCUCCUUUAAGUCUGUCUUGCACUCCGAUGAAGAACUCAAGAUUCUGUAUUAUGAAAAUGAUACAGCACUCACUGAGUGGUCGCGUGAAGUGAUGCAGACGCAGUACGAGUGGCUUUUCAUGAACCAGUCAGUCACCAAGAAAACUGUCAGCUACUUUGGAUUCAACCAAACCGUAAUUGUUCACACAAUCACGAUGAAGAGGAGGUCUUCCCUCUAUGUUGCAAACUUCUUGCUGCCUGUUCUCUUCUUCUUGUGUCUGGACUUUGCCUCCCUCCUGAUGUCUGAAGGUGGAGACAAGAUUGGCUUCAAGGUCACGGUGCUGCUUGCUGUCACAGUGAUGCAGCUUAUUCUCAAUGAGAUUCUACCGGUUUCCUCAAACAACAUUCCACUUGUAGUGAUUUACUGCAUUGGGAUUUUUGGUCUGAUGCUGCUCAGCCUCAUGGAGACUAUUUUGGUGAAGUAUCUGAUGGAGAAAGACUCAGCAUCUCAGGACAGCAACACAGACAAUGGCAUGAAGAUGAAUGAGAGAGGUGACAAUCAGAACUUAAAGAACAGUUCAUUCAUCAGUGAUGAGAUGGCUUAUCAAACAUCAUCAGCCUACAAGGAGGGCAGCAGCAGCCAACUGGCUGAAUUAUUCCUUGUGAUGGAAAAGGCGUUAGAAGAGCUACAGGAAAUAAAACUACUCACCAACAACAGACAGACGCGAGGCUACUGGACCAGACUGGCUAACAGAAUCAACAAGGUGUUCACAGUUUUUUACAUCACAGCAGUCAUUGUGUUUUUAUGCACUCUCUUUCCUCUUUGGAUGUCACAGUCAGAUUAAAAGGACAAGUGUUAAAAACAUGUUUAGAUCAU